AGAUGACCGUCUACAUGAUACCUCUGUCUAUAUAAACAGCAGGUUGAUUAAAUCAGUUUAUCAUUCAAUAUCAUAUUAUCACACAAUUACCUUCAAACCAACUCAUCAAGUUUUCCUACUAUGAAGAUUCUGGGAUUCACUCUGUUGGCUGCAGUUGUGGUAACUUUUGGUUUUUACUGUUGCACCGCUUCCGGCCCUGCUGAUGUUCAAGAUCAAUCCUUCCAUCCUAUUAUUUUAUCUGGAUAUUCUGGCUGCUACCAAGAAAACCACAAGUCACCCAGCCAGGAGUAUUGGACCUGCAUACAGCGAAGGGAGAAAGAGCACAAAGAACAGAAGGCUCGGAUGGUUCUUCUGAAGAAAGUUAUACUAUCAGUUAUUCAAUAUAUCUGUAUAGCUGGCUUUAUAAUAGUUUUUAUCAUAAAGCCAAUUCUUCCAGUCCAUGUCAGUACAUUGUUUCCACCAACCAUUUACGCUUGUGACCAGAACACCAUCAAAGCUACCAUGGAUCUCCCUUCACGGAUACAACCGAGGAGAGACGAAAGGUGUAUCGUUGAUGAUUCAAUUCCUCCUGUGCAUAUCAGAUCAUUGUUUCCAUCAACCAUUUACGCUUGUGACCAGAACACCAUUAAAGCUACCAUGGAUCUCCCUUCACGGAUACAACCGAGGAGAGACGAAAGAUGUAUCGUUGAUUAUUCAAUUCCUCCUGUCCAUAUCAGAGAUAUCAGAUCAUUGUUUCCACCAACCAUUUACGCUUGUGACCAGAACACCAUUAAAGCUACCAUGGAUCUCCCUUCACCGAUAAAACCAAGGAAAGACGAAAGAUGUAUAAUCGUUGAUGAUACAAUAGAUCUAAUAACACCAGUAAAAUCCAAGACCUUAGUCCUGAUAGAUGCUAAGUAUAGAAUGCGACUACAACGAACCUGCAGACGUCAACUGUUCAAGUAGUCAUGUAGAUAAUAUAUAUAGUUACUAUUAAUCUCCAUGUAUAUGUAUAUGUAUAUGUAUAUGUAUUAUGUAUAUCCAUG
Eurytemora carolleeae is the source of this 1025-nucleotide messenger RNA. RefSeq lists its product as uncharacterized. The coding region runs from base 121 to 945 and encodes 274 amino acids. The record is from RefSeq and is a predicted model, not a curated record. The transcript is spliced from 2 exons. NCBI's taxonomy places the organism in Eukaryota, Metazoa, Arthropoda, Copepoda, Calanoida, Temoridae.